This is a messenger RNA of Durio zibethinus, 2382 nucleotides long. The record is from RefSeq and is a predicted model, not a curated record. NCBI's taxonomy places the organism in Eukaryota, Viridiplantae, Streptophyta, Magnoliopsida, Malvales, Malvaceae.
GGUGGACUUGACUUACUAGUCAAGUCUUUUUUGUUCUUCUUUCUAGAAUUGUAGAAUUUAAAUGGACCAUAAAUGCUUUCCGUGGAAAAUUCAAGUUGGAAAUUGGAUUUUCUGGAAAUUUUUAACUCCAUAUACUUGGUUGACUUGACUUGAGUUGACCUCCUUGUCAAGUUCUUUUGAUGUUCUUUCUACACGCCGAAUUUCAUUCAUACAUAUGAAUGCUUUCUGUGGAAAAUUCAAGUUGGAAAUUUAAAUUGGAGUCUUCGAAGAAAUUUCCUAAUGCUUGAUGUGGUAGAAAACAUUUUUCUUUAACUUUAUAUAUUAGGUGUUGGUAGCAAUGAUCAGUACGCAACCAUGAAAGCAGUUACAAUUUCCUUGUUUGGGUUUCUUCUUGUCAUCGCAGCCGCUAUUAUUAGCUUUUGUGAUGGGAAUUCCAAAGUGCUUUGCAUUGGAAGUGAGGGGCAAGCCCUUUUGACGUUCAAGCAAGACCUCAUUGAUCGAUCAAACAGGCUAUCUUCUUGGGUUGAAGGUGAGGAUUGCUGUGAAUGGCAUGGUGUUUUCUGCAAUAUCCUGACUGGCCAUGUUAAAGAGCUGCAUUUGGGGCUUCUUUCAACUAGUCCUGAUGCUUAUGCACCGGCUGCUGAAUGGGAUGCUUACUUUCGAUCAAAGUUAGGAGGCAAAAUAAAUCCAUCUUUGGUCGAUUUGAAACAUCUCAGUUUCCUAGACUUAAGUAAUAAUGAAUUUGGAGGCCUGGCAAUUCCCGAAUUCAUUGGUUCGAUGAAGAGUUUGACGUAUCUUAACCUCUCUUGGGCAAAUUUCGUAGGAGCAAUUCCCCAUAAUCUUGGAAAUCUCUCAAAACUGCAUUAUCUUGAUCUUGGAAUCAAUUCCUUAUUUGAAGCUAAAACUCUUCAAUGGGUUUCUGGUCUUUCAUCUCUGCAGUAUCUUGGUUUGAGCCUUGCAAAUCUUAGUAAAGCAACUGAUUGGCUGCAGGCAACACACAAUCUUCCUUCUUUGGUGGAGUUACACUUGUCAGGAUGCUCUCUAAAUAAUGGUCCAUCUCCAAUCAGUGUUAAUUACACAUCUCUUGCUGUUCUUGAUCUUUCUCAAAACAUGUUGUCUUCGGUGACAUGGAUAUUCAAUCUUCGUAGUCUUGUGUCCAUUGAUCUUAGCUCUAGUGGAGUUGAAGGUAUGAUUCCCAGUGGCUUUCAAAACAUGUCUUCUCUCAAAUUUCUUGAUCUUAGUUGGAAUUCAUUCUCUUCAUCAUCGACACUCAACUGGUUGUCUGAUUUAAACCAACUUCAAUUCCUUAGUCUUAACAGUGUCGGCCUGCAAGGUAAUUUUUCAAGUGCCAUUGGAAACUUAAGCUCUCUUACUCAUCUUGAUUUUUCAAAUAACCAGCUUGAGAUUGAACCCAAAUAUUUGGAAAGUCUUUGCAAUAUGAGGGAGAUGGAUUUGUCAAAUAAUACAAUUAAUCAUGAGGUCUCAGAAAUCAUAGAGAGUUUGUCUAGAUGUAGUUUGGAUCGAUUAGAGUCAUUAAAUAUUGCAUCUAACAAACUUUCUGGCAAUUUCCCUGAUCAACUUGGCCAAUUUAAAAAUUUGGCAUACCUUUCCCUUUUACCGAAACUCCAUUUCUGGUCCCAUUCCAUUCUCAAUAGGGGAGUUGUCAUCAUUGAAAGACAACUUGGGAAUUUGGAACAUUUAGACGUUAGCAAUAAUAUGUUGGAAGGAAAUAUAUCAGAAACGCACUUUUCUAAUCUCACGAUAUUGAGAUCUUUUUGGGCAUCUAACAACAUGUUAACGUUUAUACCAAACCCAAGUUGGAUUCCUCCUUUUCACUGUGAAGGUAUUGGACUAGGUAACUGGCGUCUUGGUCGGCAAUUUCCUCAGUGGCUACAAUUCCAAAGGAACAUGUAUAGUUUAGAUAUCUCCCAUGCUGGAAUUUCAGGUCCAUUGCCACAGGCAAUAUUCUCAGAUUUGGGGGAUUUAUUUUUGUCCAAGAACUUUUUUUCAGGAUCACUUUUUAAUUUUCUUUGUAAUUCCUCAAAUAACCUGAAAGUUUUGAACAUUCUUCACGUUGAAUCAAAUCUUCUGUCAGGUGAAAUUCCAGAUUGUUGGGAAAAUAUGCCAAUGUUGGAAGUCCUAAAUUUAGGAAACAACAGUCUAACUGGGAAAAUUCCUAGAUCCUUGGGAUCUAUGCGUCUUAUUGAGUCAUUAAGCCUUCGUAACAAUAACCUGUUUGGAGAAGUACCAUCCAUAUUGCAGCAUUUAGUUAAUAUGCUUGUUCUUGAUCUUAGUGAAAAUCAAUUGACGGGAAGUAUUCCAGCAUGGAUUGGAGACAAGCUCUCAAACCUUGAGCUAUUCCAAAAUGUUUUAGUAACCUAA